AUGAUAACUGCUCAAACAACAAGUGCAGCAACGGUAAUUACAGAUUUGGAAACAGCACCUUUUCGGAGCACAGAUACACCAUUUACAACAGUACUGUCAACCACAGGCGCAAGUACACAGGUGAACACUGACAUCAUCGAGACAGCCCUUAUAACAGAAACUGUUGAUCCAAGUGCACCAACAGUUGCACCAGAAAUCCCUGAUCCAAGUACAUCAACGGUGACUACUAGACGGGAAGAGAUGUCUACUAAAGCGAAGGUUCCUACUACUAGCCCUCCUGAGCCUGAGCCACUCUCGGCUGGUGCUCUCGCAGGAAUUGUCGUCGGGUCAAUAGUAGGAGCUGCUGCCAUCGCAGGUGGAGUUGGAUACGCUUUGUAUCGUUACAAACACGGCAAAGGUGGCGCCGACGUAACGGGUGUCAGUGGGAAAAUGAACAUGGUAAAAAUUAAUGAAUAA
Strongylocentrotus purpuratus (purple sea urchin) is the source of this 456-nucleotide messenger RNA. RefSeq names its product syndecan-3-like. The transcript has a single exon. Lineage: Eukaryota; Metazoa; Echinodermata; Echinoidea; Camarodonta; Strongylocentrotidae. The coding region runs from base 1 to 456 and encodes 151 amino acids. The record is from RefSeq and is a predicted model, not a curated record.